Messenger RNA from Cryptomeria japonica (Japanese cedar), 1124 nucleotides. RefSeq lists its product as uncharacterized. NCBI's taxonomy places the organism in Eukaryota, Viridiplantae, Streptophyta, Pinopsida, Cupressales, Cupressaceae. The transcript is spliced from 7 exons. The coding region runs from base 237 to 866 and encodes 209 amino acids. Gene Ontology annotation, cellular component: nucleus. The record is from RefSeq and is a predicted model, not a curated record.
AAGAAAAAAAACCUAUAGAACGAUAGACCUUGCUAAUUUAACAUUGUGACUUCAAGCACUUUAGAAUGAUUCCACAUCUUAGGAGGCCUGGUUAUUUGUGCCCCUUAAAAAGAUUUAAAAAAAGUAGCAUUCGCUGAGCUAAUUACAACGGUUGUUCUCCUUGUUUGCCUCUCUGGAAUCGCGUGAAGUUAUCUUCCGAUUUCUCAGUUGUAUUGACAACAGAAGCAAAAUAAAACAUGGCGGAACCUCCCCUUAGGUUUAUGAACUUCAUCUCUGAACAACAGUUGGAGGAAACUAAGGAGAAGCGUGGAGAACGUGUUGAGGACGGGUCUGCUCAGAGAGACAGACCACUUUUCGAGAUUCUAAAAGAGAACAAGGACAAGCAACAAUCAGAGUUCAAUGAGCGAUUGAAGCACAGGCCUCCAAAAGCACUCGAUGAUGACGAGACAGAGUUUCUGGAGAAAUGGGAGAUGUCUAAGAGAGAUUAUGAAAAACAUGUUGCAAAUGAGGAGGCACGAGAAUUGAAAAACUUUCAAGCUGCUGUAGCAAGUCAUACUGUUAAUAACAUUGUCUCGAAGGAAUUGGUUCCACCAAAAACAGAGGAACGUAAACUUCCAGAAAAAAAGGCAGAACAAGCGCGACGCCCUUUGAGCAGUUUAAUUAAAUUCAAACCACAACCUAAAAAAUUGAAAUUGGAUUCAGAGAAUCACAAUAAACAAUUUGAGUCAUCUACAAAAUUACAUGAAGUUAAUACGAAGGCAGUAGAUGAUGAGUCAAGCAAGCAGGAAACUGUGACAAGUAGUGUUGGAACCAAACUUAUGGGACUGGUAUCUUACAGUGAUGAAAGUGAGGAGGAUACUGAAUAAUAAAUUGAUGUCAAUUAUUGUAAAACUAUUACGUUUUGUUCAUGAUGGUUCUUGUAGUAUGGAUGAGCAUGGGCUUUAGACAAUUUCUAUUAUGCUCAUCUUAGAUAUUGCCUGUGAAUAAUGUGUCUGAAGUUGACAUGUUGCAUUCAUAUUGAGAUGCAUAUUAUUUCCCCAUUUUGUAGGAGUUAUCUGUAUCACUUUGGCAGAAAUGUAUUUCCUUACUAUAGACAUACCUGGAUUUAGUUUCUGGCUCUUUCA